Messenger RNA from Thermochaetoides thermophila DSM 1495, 1818 nucleotides. RefSeq names its product dihydroxyacid dehydratase-like protein. Gene Ontology annotation, cellular component: mitochondrion. Gene Ontology annotation, molecular function: dihydroxy-acid dehydratase activity. NCBI's taxonomy places the organism in Eukaryota, Fungi, Ascomycota, Sordariomycetes, Sordariales, Chaetomiaceae. The record is from RefSeq and is a predicted model, not a curated record. Gene Ontology annotation, biological process: branched-chain amino acid biosynthetic process. The transcript has 2 exons. Bases 1 to 1818 code for a protein of 605 amino acids.
AUGCUCUCGCCACUCCUGCGCUCCAGCGCUCCCCAAGCCCGGGCCUUCAGCCGGGCGAUUCCGCUGAGGAACCAGCUCCGUUCCCUUUUCACCACGCCUAGCCGCCAUGCCGAAGAAAAGCAGCUUAACCGGAUCUCGGCCACCAUUACCCAGCCUAAGUCACAGGGUGCUUCUCAGGCUAUGCUCUACGCAACCGGCCUAACUGAGGAGGACAUGAACAAGCCUCAGGUCGGCAUCUCGUCGGUGUGGUAUGAGGGCAAUCCAUGCAAUAUGCACCUGCUCGACCUCUCCAAGAUCGUGCGUGACAGCGUCGCGAAGGCUGGCCUUGUGCCUAUGCGGUUCAACACAAUCGGCGUUUCGGACGGUAUUAGCAUGGGUACCACGGGCAUGAGGUACAGUCUGCAGAGUCGCGAGAUCAUUGCCGACAGUAUCGAGACGGUCAUGCAAGGCCAAUGGUACGACGCCAAUAUUUCGCUGCCGGGCUGCGACAAGAACAUGCCUGGUGUGCUGAUUGCCAUGGGCCGUGUCAACCGGCCCAGUAUCAUGGUGUAUGGUGGUACUAUCAAGCCGGGCUGCAACAUGAAGGGCGAGCCUAUCGACAUCGUCAGCGCCUUCCAGGCCUAUGGACAGUACAUUUCUGGCGAGAUCGAUGAGAAGCAGCGCUUCGACAUCAUUCGCCAUGCCUGCCCUGGCGGCGGUGCUUGCGGUGGCAUGUACACUGCUAACACCAUGGCUUCUGCCAUUGAAACCCUCGGCAUGACCCUCCCCGGCAGCAGCAGCUUCCCUGCUGAGGAUCCCCGGAAGAAGGCGGAGUGUGAGAGCAUUGGCGAGGCCAUCAAGAACCUUCUUCGUGAGGAUAUCCGGCCCAAGGAUAUUCUGACGCGCACAGCCUUCGAGAACGCCAUGAAGGUAGUUAGUGUUCUUGGUGGUAGUACCAAUGCCGUCCUGCACCUCAUUGCUAUUGCAGAUUCGGUCGGUAUCAAGCUCACCAUUGACGAUUUCCAAGCCGUGUCGGAUAAAACUCCCCUGCUGGCCGAUUUGAAACCGUCGGGCAAGUAUGUCAUGGAAGACUUGUGCAAGAUCGGCGGUACUCCAGCUCUGCUCAAGUUUCUGCUCAAGGAGGGCAUCAUUGACGGGUCCGGCAUCACCGUCACUGGUAAGACCAUGAAGGAGAACGUCGAGAAGCUACCCGGCUUCCCUGAAGACCAGCCCAUCAUCCGUCCUCUGAGCAACCCGCUGAAGCCAACUGGGCAUAUCCAAAUCCUGCGCGGUACUCUGGCCCCGGGUGGCUCGGUUGGCAAGAUCACGGGUAAGGAGGGUCUUCGCUUCGAGGGCAAGGCUAAGGUUUAUGACUAUGAGGAUGCCUUUAUCGAGGCUCUGGAGCGGGGUGAGAUCAAGAAGGGCGAGAAGACAGUUGUAGUCAUACGCUACGAGGGCCCCAAGGGCGGCCCUGGUAUGCCGGAAAUGCUCAAGCCAAGCUCUGCCAUCAUGGGUUACGGCUUGGGCAAGGACGUCGCUCUCAUCACAGAUGGUCGUUUCUCUGGUGGCAGUCACGGUUUCUUGAUUGGCCACAUCGUACCUGAGGCCAUGGAGGGUGGCCCGAUUGCAUUGGUACAGGAUGGUGAUACUAUUGUUAUCGAUGCUGAGAAGCGUGCUAUCGAUCUCCUUGUGUCUCCCGAGGAACUUGAACAGCGCCGCAAGGCCUGGAAGAAGCCUGCCUACAAGGUGCCUCGUGGCACAUUGCGGAAGUAUGCCCAGCUGGUUAGCGAUGCCAGCCACGGGUGUGUUACUGACAGGGCGGCUGACGCUGAGGAGUAA